AUGGCGGCGGCGAGCCGGAGCGGCGGCGGCAGGGCGCUGGGCAUGGGGCCGCGGCGGCGGGGGGCGCUGCUGGAGCCGGCGGGAGGCUGCUCCUGCUGCCUGGCGGCGGCGCUGCCGCUGCUGCUGCUGCUGCUGCCCGCCGGGUGCCCGGUGCGGGCGCAGAACGACACAGAGCCCAUCGUCCUGGAGGGGAAGUGCCUGGUGGUGUGCGACUCCAGCCCCUCGGCCGACGGCGCCAUCACCUCCUCCCUGGGGAUCUCGGUGCGCUCCGGCAGCGCCAAGGUGGCCUUCUCGGCCACUCGCAGCACCAACCACGAGCCCUCUGAGAUGAGCAACCGCACCAUGACCAUCUACUUCGACCAGGUGUUAGUUAAUAUUGGCAACCAUUUUGACCUUGCUUCCAGUAUAUUUGUAGCACCAAGAAAAGGGAUAUAUAGUUUCAGUUUCCACGUGGUCAAGGUCUAUAACAGACAAACCAUCCAGGUAAGUUUAAUGCAAAACGGCUACCCAGUGAUUUCAGCUUUUGCAGGGGAUCAGGAUGUCACCAGAGAAGCAGCCAGCAAUGGGGUCUUGCUCCACAUGGAAAGAGAAGACAAAGUGCAUCUCAAACUGGAAAGGGGUAACCUCAUGGGAGGGUGGAAAUAUUCAACCUUUUCUGGCUUCUUAGUCUUUCCACUAUAAAAGAAGGCCAAAUAGGCGGCAGAUCUAUGAGCUGGAGGAAGGAUUCAGUCGUUAAUGACACCCUGAUCUUGGCAGCACAUGACAAUAUUUCCAGUCACCCCGUCAGACUGUCAUGGUAGAAGAAUGAUAACCUCCUAAACUCCAACAUUUGCUUUGAAUAUUGACAAUUCCUCGGGAACCUGCGCCUCUAAUUAGUUUUAGACGACAGUGAUCUUUAGGAGAAAUGAAAUUAUCGACCUGAGCAAUUUGUACCUGUGAUUGUAAAGUCAAUUUUGGAUUUUAUUGCUGGGAUCAUUGACUUUCUUAUUAUUUUUUAAUUUUUCCCCUCUUUCAUUUUUUCCUCUUUUUCUUUCUCUUGUCGUUGUCCCAGUGAAACAAAUAACUCGGACCACACAAUCGCUUUGUCAAAGGCUCAGUCCAGAGCCAGAAGAAUGAAGUGUUCAGCCCAAUGAGGUGUUCUUUCCAUACUUUAUUUCUCCGUGUUGUAUACCCUUAAGG
This is a messenger RNA of Melopsittacus undulatus (budgerigar), 1179 nucleotides long. RefSeq names its product cerebellin 2 precursor (gene CBLN2). The transcript has 3 exons. The coding region runs from base 1 to 681 and encodes 226 amino acids. Gene Ontology annotation, cellular component: synapse. Gene Ontology annotation, molecular function: protein binding. Gene Ontology annotation, biological process: maintenance of synapse structure. Lineage: Eukaryota; Metazoa; Chordata; Aves; Psittaciformes; Psittaculidae. The record is from RefSeq and is a predicted model, not a curated record.